UAUUUAAAAUAAGCCCGUGUUUUAAUUCGUGUGCAUAUAAAGUCGCUGAUGAUAUUUGUAUAUUUUAUUUGAGAAAAAACGCCGAGGAGGAAAUGAUUGACACAGCCGUCCAAUCAGGAAGCUCUAGGCAGCGAAGCCAAGACAAGCGGGCCGAGCGGCCAAUCAGAACGUAGCGCUUGCUUGCGAAGGUGGGAACCAAUGGAGAAUGGCGUACACGCGGGCCAAUCAGAGGCGCCCUUGUCGUAGUUCACUUGAAUUCCAUUGCCGUCCAUUAAAUCAUCCGACUUGGGAAAACACGGCGUUAAAAGUGGCUCCGAAUCGACCCGCUUUCCCGGUUCUGAGGGGUUCUGUGGGAUUUUGAGGCCGCUUAUGUAGCGCGGGGGUCUUCGGCGGCGCCCUGGCUUUCCGGAACGGAACAAUCGGUGGAUAAUCUUCACAACCAUCGGAAUAAUAAUAAUAAUAAUAAUAAGCCCUCUGCCUCCGGUUCGACUCUGAAUCCUCACAGAAGGCGGUUCGGAUGUGGUUUGUGUCAUGAGUCCGGCCGGCUGCUCCCACCUGAACGUCUUCAAAGUGGAUAACUGGAAGCAGAACCUGCGGGUGGUCUACCAGUGCUUCGUGUGGAGCGGCUCUGCGGAAACCAGGAAACGCAAGGCGAAGUCAUGUAUAUGUCAUAUGUGUGGAGCACAUCUGAACCGGCUCCACUCCUGCCUUCACUGCAUCUUCUUCGGCUGCUUCACCAAGAAACACAUCCACGAGCACGCCAGAACCAAGCGACACAAUCUAGCUGUGGACCUUUUGUAUGGUGGAAUCUACUGCUUUGUGUGCCAAGACUACAUUUACGAUAAAGACAUGGAACAGAUCGCCAAAGAAGAACAAAGGAAAGCGUGGAAACUGCAAGGUAUUGGGGAGAAAUAUUCCACGUGGGAACCUACCAAGAGAGAACUGGAGCUGCUGCGACACAACCCCAAGAGAAGGAAAAUAACCGCCAACUGCACCAUAGGUCUGAGGGGGUUAAUAAACCUGGGGAACACCUGCUUUAUGAACUGUAUAGUCCAGGCUCUGACCCACACUCCUCUGCUGAGGGACUUCUUCCUCUCUGACAGACACAAGUGUGAGAUGCAGGCGAACUCCUGCCUUGUGUGUGAGAUGUCACAGCUUUUUCAGGAGUUCUACUCGGGCCAUCGCUCGCCCCACAUUCCCUUCCGGCUGUUGCAUCUGGUGUGGACACACGCACGCCACCUGGCCGGCUAUGAGCAGCAGGACGCUCAUGAGUUCCUCAUCGCCGCGCUGGACGUGCUGCACCGUCACUGUAAAGACGACAACGGGAAGAAGGCCAACAACCCCAACCACUGCAACUGCAUCAUCGACCAAAUCUUCACCGGUGGCCUGCAGUCCGACGUCACCUGUCAAGCCUGCCACGGCGUUUCCACAACAAUAGACCCGUUUUGGGACAUCAGUCUGGACCUGCCCGGUUCCUCCACUCCGUUCUGGCCACUCAGCCCCGGCUCUGACGGCGGCGUGGUGAAUGGAGAGAGCCACCCCACUGGAGCGACCACGCUAACAGACUGCUUACGCAGAUUUACUCGACCCGAGCACUUAGGCAGCAGCGCCAAGAUCAAAUGCAGCGGUUGCCAUAGUUACCAGGAGUCAACCAAGCAGCUGACGAUGAAGAGGCUCCCCAUUGUGGCCUGUUUCCACCUUAAGCGCUUUGAGCAUUCGGCCAAACUCCGCAGAAAGAUCACCACCUACGUGUCCUUUCCCUUAGAGCUCGACAUGACCCCCUUCAUGGCGUCCAGUAAAGAGAGUCGGAUGAACGGACAGUAUCAGCAGCCUGUAGACUCACUAAACAAUGAUAACAAAUACGCUCUGUUUGCUGUAGUGAACCAUCAGGGCACGCUGGAGAGCGGCCACUACACCACGUUCAUCCGUCAGCACAAGGACCAAUGGUUUAAGUGUGAUGACGCCAUCAUCACUAAAGCCAGCAUUAAAGAUGUGCUGGACAGUGAAGGGUACCUGUUGUUCUACCAUAAGCAGUUCCUCGAGUACGAAUAAUUUGUGGAAGCAGAUUUGAAGCUGAACAAGUCCAGCCAUGAGAAAUGGAGUAAAUGAAUAAAUAUCAUAACGUUACUUUAAAAAACACAAACAAAUCAAAGAAUAAAAACCCCUAUAGCUAAACGGCUGAAUCCGUCUGCACUGAGUAACAGAAUCUACUUGACAGAAGGCGAAAGAAGGAGCGUCGAAACUCCUUCAGCUGUUUUUUUUCCUCUCCGUACAGACGAGCAGAGUGACGGACGGCUGGCCGGCAUUUUCGUGCUUUUUCUGCACGUUUGUUUUGUUCUCCGGCAUUUAGCGUUGAUCCCUUUCCUCCUGACCUCAGAAUGACCAAGCAUUUCAAAUCUCAAACGAUGAGGGAAGCUAUUCCUUUAUUUUGAAGUUUAUUUUGCAUUUUGGCUCUGAAUGCAGGCGAAAAGCAGACUCUGGUAUUAAAUGUGGAAAAUCAUUGUUGUUUUGAAUCAUCUGUGAAUGAGUUUUCAGAUACUGUAUAAUUGUGAGUCCAGCACAUGCUUUCCUUUCCUUUCUUUUCCAUUUGGAUGGGCAGAGCAUGAGAGAGGAGGCAUGCGGUUGUUCCUGUCUCCUCUCGCUCCAUCUCUUUUUUCCUUUGUUGUUUUAGGGCAGGGAAAUAUAUCAUGUGUAUAUAUACAUAUAUUUUUAUAAGUCAUGGAAUUCUCUUGUUUACGAUGCUUGCCCCGAACCCACCACCCUCACAAACAUCCCACACAUCCCUGUCUUUGUUAUGCUUGUAAUAAUGUCCUCAGUUUUUUUGUCAAAUGGGGAAUUCCACCACAUUUUCAAAGUUUCUGCAUAAUUAAGUGGUUAAGAUGUAAACAAUUUGUUCAGAGUGGUGGUGAAAGGAACUAUACCUCCACCUCUAAAAGAUCCCUCACAGACAGUGAAAUGUAAACCGUCUGUUUGUGUUUUAGGGCUCCAUUAUAUUUGUCUGUCAUUUUUCUUGUAGUGUCCAAUUCCAGAGUGAUGUUGAGGGCACUUGUAAUUUCGAAUGAACAGCAGCCGAAUGUGGACCAGACUGCACUGCAAAUCCUUUGUUCCUAAGCAGCUGAAUGAUGCCACAGUCAUCCGUAAGCAGGCGUCCAAGAGCUCAUACCUGCUUUUUCUGUCUGGUUGGGCUGGAGGGUCUUUACUCUCUCUUGAUUCUCAGCGCAGUGCAGUAACAGAAUUAGGAGUUAGCAAUCUUCUCCAAACAUGUUGCUCCAGUCUGUAAAGGUGAGAUGGAGCUUCAUGUUUUUUUGGACGAAGCUCCUGUAAGUAGUCGGUCGUGGAGGGCAUACUAGAUAACGCGGAACUGACAGAAAACCCCACAGAAUCCUCAGCAGCUAAAUCUACUCUCCGUUGUGUGGGUCAGUGAGUCACUCUUCACCUUCAUUCCAGCUUCCACUCUUUUCAGGAGCCUCACAUUCAGCUCCUCAAAGAUUCUGCAGACAUGCCUCCAAAGCUCAGUCUUAGAAGCUAUGAAGUUUAUCAUUUUCUGAUUAUUGUAAAUCAUUAUCAAACAUUGUUCUUUAUUAUUAGUUUAGUUUUACUAUUGUUAGUGUUUCGCAGUCAAAGAGUCACAAACAUCUGGAAAAUUAAUGAUUUUAAUUAAUGGCCAUUUUCACUGGAAAUUCUCUGACUUUUGCGCAGCUGUGUGUAAACUCAGAAGACUCAUGUAGGUUCUGGUGGUUCUGGAUGGUAAAUAAAACGUAAAAUCUAAAAAUGUAGUCAUGGUGACGCCUGGUUCCCAUCACCACCACUGUAAAGACAUCUGAACCAUUUCAGACCGAACCGCUCUGAAUCUCUGUUUACACCUCACUCACUGAGUUAUGGGAAAUUCUAAGAAAAUUGAUGGAUUUCCACUUUAGGAACACAGCUGUGUUGGAUCUCUCAUCAUGUUUUUUUUUUUUUCCCCCCCCCCUGAGUGUUUGUUGGUGAAGUGUUGGUGGUUGAAGGCGUCUUGUGAUGUGUUAGUGGUGGAGAAUGUGUACAGACGAGGCUGGACUGAGCAGUGUUACUCCCGGACGCUGUGUGUGUGUGUGUGUGUGUGUGUGUGUGUGUGUGUGUGUGUGUGUGUGUACUGAAUCAGUACCUUAACCUUGGCAUGCUGUCUAAACUGGAUUCUAAAAGACGUGGGGGGUGGGGGGUGACUGAGUUUUUAUAAAUGUUAAUCAUGUAUGUAUGUAUGUAUAGUAUGUACGUAUGUAUCAUAUGUAUGUAUGUAAAACAAAUCAAUGAAAAAUGGAAAAAACACUGCUCUUGUGAGAGAUUUCUGUCAUCGGCCUCGUUCACCAUCAUCAGUAUUGAACACUGAUCAGCUGCGUGUUUCACUGUAAAGACAUUCAUAAUUAGUGCUGUUUCAUUGGAAAAAUACCUUGGAGAACUUUGUUUUUUGCCAUCACUGACUCCAAUAUAUUAACAUGAAAUAUUAAUGGGAAAUACAGAACUGCCUUAAUAGAAUAGAAUAGAGAGCAAAGUAAUAGAAUAUAAUGUAAAGGAAUAUAAUGUAGCACUAA
Messenger RNA from Pygocentrus nattereri (red-bellied piranha), 4565 nucleotides. It is a transcript of the gene usp22, whose product is annotated as ubiquitin specific peptidase 22. Bases 532 to 2052 code for a protein of 506 amino acids. Lineage: Eukaryota; Metazoa; Chordata; Actinopteri; Characiformes; Serrasalmidae. The record is from RefSeq and is a predicted model, not a curated record. The transcript has 13 exons. Gene Ontology annotation, biological process: protein deubiquitination. Gene Ontology annotation, molecular function: zinc ion binding; cysteine-type deubiquitinase activity.